AUUUGCUGCAAUAUGUAGAACAGGAGAAUCACUUGCUGGCUGCCAGGAGAGCAUUUGACAAAUUUUUUACGCACUACCCAUAUUGCUAUGGUUAUUGGAAAAAGUAUGCAGAUCUUGAAAAGCGCCAUGACAACAUUAAACAAUCAGAUGAGGUGCGUACAUCACAGAAUGAAGUUAAUACCAUUAGGUACUGUAAGCCAAAUAACAAGAAAACUUUUUUUUUUUUUGGCUGGCAGUACCUACCAUAUAUGCUCAAAUAGUUUAAUAGGGUAUUUUAUUUGCAUUUGUCACUCUUGUGGCAUUUGUAGCUAAUAUUUUCUCUCUUUGUUGGCAGGUGCGUAAAACCUCAACAGUUUGUCAAGCUUUGCAGUGCAAGCCUCUGUAUUACACUGCAGCUUAACAAGUAGGGCAGGGCUUUUCUCACUUACAUUUAUUUCUCAUUUUCCAAAUAAUAUAGUUGGUUUGCUAGUCACAUUUGCUACGUCUUAUUGCAUUUUUGGUCAGACGCUGUCAUUGAUGCUCUAAUGGGUCUGUGCCCUAUGGUCUGUACCCCAAAGCCUGCCCACACAACCCGGUCAGAAUGCAGGGACUGCUGCGCUUUGAAGAUCAAGAUUCUGCACGUGGGGAUCAGAACAUUGCCAUGUUCUAUCCAACCUCCACCCAAAUGGUUUAUCGGCGAGGGCUUCAGGCAAUACCUCUUAGUGUUGAUCUUUGGAUUCAUUAUAUAAACUUCUUAAAAGAAACAUUGGACCCAGAUGAUCCUGAGACAAAUAAUACAAUAAGAGGAACUUUCGAGCAUGCUGUUUUAGCUGCAGGAACAGAUUUCCGAUCUGACAGAUUAUGGGAAAUGUACAUAAACUGGGAAAAUGAACAGGGAAAUCUGAGAGAAGUGACAACUAUAUAUGAUCGUAUUCUUGGUAUUCCAACACAGCUCUAUAGUCACCAUUUCCAGAGGUUUAAAGAACAUAUACAGAAUAACUUGCCUAGAGAUCUUUUAACUAGUGAGCAAUUUAUUCAGCUACGAAGAGAACUGGCUUCUGUAAAUGGACACAGUGGUGAUGAUGGCCCUCCUGGUGAUGAUUUGCCAUCUGGAAUUGAAGAUAUAACUGACCCAGCAAAGCUGAUCACUGAAAUAGAAAACAUGAGACAUAGAAUCAUUGAGAUUCAUCAAGAAAUGUUUAAUUAUAAUGAGCAUGAGGUUAGCAAAAGGUGGACCUUUGAAGAAGGUAUUAAAAGACCUUAUUUCCAUGUGAAACCAUUGGAAAAAGCACAACUGAAAAAUUGGAAGGAAUACUUAGAAUUUGAAAUUGAAAAUGGAACUCAUGAACGUGUUGUGGUUCUCUUUGAAAGAUGUGUCAUAUCAUGUGCCCUCUAUGAGGACUUUUGGAUUAAGUAUGCCAAGUACAUGGAAAACCAUAGUAUCGAAGGAGUGAGACAUGUCUACAGCAGGGCUUGCACUAUCCAUCUUCCAAAGAAACCCAUGGUCCACAUGCUAUGGGCUGCUUUUGAAGAACAGCAGGGUAAUAUUAAUGAAGCAAGAAGCAUUCUAAGAACAUUUGAAGAAUGUGUUCUAGGACUGGCAAUGGUUCGCUUGAGAAGAGUAAGUUUAGAGAGACGGCAUGGAAAUAUGGAAGAAGCUGAGCACUUGCUUCAGGAUGCUGUUAAGAAUGCCAAAUCAAAUAAUGAAUCCUCAUUUUAUGCUAUAAAAUUAGCCCGACAUCUUUUCAAGAUACAGAAGAACCUUUCAAAAUCCAGAAAAGUACUCUUGGAAGCCAUUGAGAGAGACAAAGAGAACACAAAAUUGUACCUUAAUUUACUUGAAAUGGAAUAUAGUGGAGACCUCAAACAAAAUGAAGACAAUAUCCUCACCUGUUUUGACAAAGCUAUACAUGGUUCAUUGCCUAUUAAGAUGAGAAUUACAUUUUCUCAACGAAAAGUGGAAUUUCUAGAAGAUUUUGGUUCUGAUGUGAACAAGCUUCUGGAUGCUUAUGAUGAACAUCAGAUACUUUUGAAAGAACAAGAUUCUUUAAAAAGGAAAGCUGAAAAUGGCGCAGAAGAGCCAGAUGAAAAAAAAGUACACACAGAAGAUGCAGCUUUAGCAUCUACUCAGAUAAUUGAUGGAGAUAUCCAAGCUAACCAAGCUGCAUAUAAUUAUAGUGCCUGGUAUCAAUACAAUUACCAGAAUCCCUGGAAUUAUGGACAGUAUUAUCCUCCCCCUCCGACCUGAUGAAAAAAAAGCAUUUUAAUAUUUCAUAAUUGCUGUUGUCUGGGGGGGGAAACAACUUUUUUUUUUAAUGAGGGGUAUGAACAAAACUUAAUUUGGUAAUAUUUGAUAAAUUUGUCUUCCCUGUUCACAUGUGACAUUGGGAUGAUAUUUCACUGAAUAACAAAUAACAAUACUGUUUAUUACUUUUUGAGGAAAAUUUUUUUUUUUUAUUUUUGCAUUAAGUGGUCUAGAAUUCUCUCAACAUAUUUGAAACCAAGUCUAGUAGCCUUAAGGAGAAAAAAAAAACUGACAGUUAUGUCAGUAGAGCAAGUAAUUCUGAAUAUAUGUAAGGGCUGGUUAUUUAACAUGUAUU
Molecule: messenger RNA, 2579 nt
Organism: Sarcophilus harrisii (Tasmanian devil)
Lineage: Eukaryota; Metazoa; Chordata; Mammalia; Dasyuromorphia; Dasyuridae
Gene: PRPF39
Product: pre-mRNA processing factor 39
Exons: 13
Coding region: 581-2227 (548 amino acids)
Biological process (GO): RNA processing; mRNA 5'-splice site recognition
Cellular component (GO): U1 snRNP; commitment complex; U2-type prespliceosome
Molecular function (GO): protein binding
Source: RefSeq, a predicted model, not a curated record